CUUCCCAUUGCCCAGCGAGGCCGUGUCAUAAAUUGCCUCAGCUGAUGCACAAGGAAUGCUCUAUGUAACCAAGUAACCAACCAGCUGCUUCUGGAACACUUUUUAGCCACGCGAAUGGCUUGGGUUACCGCCUUGACAGCGAGCUUCGGUGCCGUGCUCUAUGCUCUGGCUUACCUGGCUUCCUGGUUCUAUGGGCUGUUCAGUGUACUAGCCUCGCCAAUGUGGAUCCUAGCUCAUGCCAUCCUCUAUGUGCUCCUUUCUCCACUAAGGCUUCUAAUCAAAUUCGAGGCCAUUCUUAGCUACUUCACAGUAGCCGCAUUGAUGGGGGUAAUCCUGGGAAUAUCAAUUCAUUAUGCGUCGUCGGUUACUGUGGAGGCGAUUCAUCAAUGGUCCGGUUCACUGAAUGACCCAGCUCGCCCUAGGCGGAAUAGUUUCCAUGGACGUCUACUUGAUAAAGUCAAAAGAGGGACUUCUCCAAGCGAUUCCAACGCGACCGACGAGAAUAUGCCGGAGUGAUAGACCGACGCGAGGGAUAGGCUCAAACCGAUGAGAACCUGGGCAUCGUCUACACGAUCCUGAUCCUCGAAGGGGAAGAAAAAACAGCAGCCGGGCCGAGGAAUGACGGGACGCUUUAAACUAAAUCAUGAGCAUACAGUGGGCAUGUCAGCGGAAAGUGUAGUGAUUACGUCUGUACUAUAUAUUUUUCACAUUAGCAUGUGUUAGCUUAUUUCGCAGUAGACUAUUACGCCUCUGAGCGGUUCGACCGAAUGCAUGACAGAUACUAGCGGAGGCAGACGGAUCCUCGCUGGCGGACGGGGCUGGUAAUCUCCGGGUUAAUUGACGCAAUCAAUCCGCGACAGUCUGGAUGGACCCUGCCGCUCAUCCAAUUCCCCACUGCAAUUAUACUUUCAUGAGACUCAAAGAAGACUCUCCCUCAUCUUAUCUUAAUAAACUAUUAGGAUGGC
Messenger RNA from Aspergillus piperis CBS 112811, 965 nucleotides. RefSeq lists its product as uncharacterized. The transcript has 2 exons. Bases 115 to 516 code for a protein of 133 amino acids. The record is from RefSeq and is a predicted model, not a curated record. Lineage: Eukaryota; Fungi; Ascomycota; Eurotiomycetes; Eurotiales; Aspergillaceae.